Messenger RNA from Bombyx mori (domestic silkworm), 1545 nucleotides. It is a transcript of the gene Ugt, whose product is annotated as uridine diphosphate glucosyltransferase. Gene Ontology annotation, molecular function: UDP-glycosyltransferase activity. The record is from RefSeq and is marked provisional. NCBI's taxonomy places the organism in Eukaryota, Metazoa, Arthropoda, Insecta, Lepidoptera, Bombycidae.
AUGAAAUUGUAUUUUUUUGUGAUUUGUUUGACGUAUGGGAGUGAAGCGGCAAGGAUUUUGGGAAUAUUCCCGACACCCUCAAUAAGUCAUCAAGUGGCUUUCCGACCUUUGACCUUGGAGCUGGCGAAAAGAGGCCACGAGCUUGUCGUUCUCACGACUGAUCCUGUCUUCGCUAAGGGGAGCUCACCAGAAAACUACACAGAGAUAGACGUUCACGACAUGUCCUAUGAGACAUGGAGGAAAGGGUUUUCGGCAACGAGUAAAGGAAGAACUGACGAUAUUUUCGAGCAGUUAACGAGAAUAUUUGAUUUAAUUCCAAAGAUUUUCGUGAAACAAUUUCUGACGGACGAAUUCCAGGAAGUAUUGAAAAGCGAAAAGAAAUUCGAUUUGCUGAUUAUAGAGGCAAUUGUGAGACCGGCAAUAAUACUAGGUCAUGUCUUCAACGCGCCCGUAGUUCUCAUGAGUUCCCUGGGCGGUUUCCGAGAUAUUUAUGACAUAUUUGGGGCCCCAAAUCAUCCGCUUCUUUAUCCAGCUGUAACGCGGCAAAAACUUUACGAUCUAACGUAUUGGGAAAAGUUAAGGGAGAUGUACAGCCAUUAUACCGUUGAACGCAUAUGGAAAGAGUUCGAAGAGAAGGAUAAUGAGCUGGUUACGAGCGUCUUUGGCACCAAUGUCCCAAGUCUAAGCGAAAUGAUGGAUAGAAUCAGUUUGAUACUGUUGAACGUUCAUCCAAUUUGGGAAAACAAUCGUCCGGUUCCACCGAAUAUUAUUUACGUUGGAGGAAUCCAUCAGAAACCACAACAGGAUUUGCCUUCGGAUUUAAAAGCCUACCUAGAUGCAUCGAGACACGGUGUUAUUUUCAUAAGUUUUGGCACCAACGUCAUGCCUUCUGCGUUACCACAAGAACGAAUCCAAACCCUGAUCAAAGCGUUCUCUCAAUUACCCUACGAUGUGCUCUGGAAAUGGGACAAAGAUGAGUUGCCCGGAAGAUCGAAAAAUAUUAGAAUAUCAAAGUGGCUACCACAACCUGAUUUACUCAGGCAUCCAAAGGUCAAGCUAUUUAUAACUCAAGGCGGUCUGCAGUCAACGGAAGAAGCGAUCACGGCUGGAGUACCCCUGAUUGGGAUGCCGAUGUUGGGAGACCAGUGGUACAACGUGGAACAGUACGUGAAACAUAGAAUCGGAUUAAGACUGGACAUGGACGAUCUUUCUGAAGAUAAAUUACAGAACUCCAUUAAAGAGAUAAUUAACGAUGAAAGCUACCGUCAGAACAUAGCUCGUCUCCGAAGCCAGUUGUACGACCAGCCUCAGAGCUCAUUGGAGCGCGCCGUGUGGUGGACGGAACACGUGCUGCGUCACGGAGGAGCCCAGCAUCUCCGAGCUGCCGGCGCCAAUCUAUCCUGGUCACAAUACUUAGACUUAGAAUUGGUUUCAGUAUUAAUUAUCAGUUUCAUUGUUAUUGUUAUGAUUUUUACUUCGAUAGUUUGGUAUUUAUGGAGGUUUUUAAAUAGUUUCAACGCUACGAUUAAGUUUAAGGGAAGCUGA